UCAAUGAAUAAUAAAAGAGUAAUUAUUAUUGGUGGAGGUUGGUAUGGUUGUCAUCUUUCCUUGGUGCUUCGUCAAAUGGGAUUUGAGGUUACAAUUUUAGAAAAGAAUGCCAAAAUUUUUGACGAAAUUUCAGGUAGUUUUGGUAUGCGAAAUCAUGUAGGAUUACAUUAUCCCCGUUCGGAAUCCACUCAAAAGGCUUGCUUAGAAGGGUUGAUUUAUUUACAUGAGACUUAUCCUGAUUUAAUAAUAUCUCAUGAAUAUGCUAUCUACGGAGUUGGCACUUAUGACUCACAUGGCAAGCCUUCAAAAGUCUCUCCGAAAGAAUUUAAACAAGUUUUUGAAAAAUUAAAAUGUUGGCUAAAAAAUAAUGGACAUGAGGAGUUUCUAGAAAAGUGGAAAGAAAUUGAUCCUCAAGAAUAUGGUUAUGAAAAUUUACUUUACGCUGUUGAUGUCUAUGAACCCAGUAUGGCAGUGGGUGAAUUAUUAAGAGAAAGAUUUCAUACUUGGUUAACAGAAGCCGGUGUAAAUAUUCUUUGUAAUAAUAAAGUUAUUAAAGUAGAAAAAUGCGAUCAAAACAUUAAAGUUACCAUCUCCAAUAGUGAAAUUCAAAUCGCUGAUCAUGUAAUUAAUGCUACUG
Messenger RNA from Racocetra persica, 637 nucleotides. The record is from the annotation of a GenBank genome assembly. Lineage: Eukaryota; Fungi; Glomeromycota; Glomeromycetes; Diversisporales; Gigasporaceae.